GACUUCGCCGUUCCUUUUCUGGAAAGGUUUUGUUGAAUAUAGAUCCAUUGAUAUGAUAUGUCUGACUUUGGUAAGAUUUGGAAUAUGAGAUAGAAAAUGGAGAAGCCGAGAUUAUCGCAAAUGUAGGAUUGAGACAUGUCUCCAUAUUCAACAAAAUUCUGUCGAUAUAAAGAUACAGCUGAUAUAAAGUGCUGCUCUACCUCAAAGCUAAUCUUUGAAUUGCUACAUUCAGCUCUUUCACGCACUUCAUUUCUUCUAUCUUCGUUUUCUUCAUCCCCAUCUGCAAAGAAUUGCCCCAUCAUGUCGGAGAUUACACCAGAACUCAAAACCUACCAUGGAAACUGCCAUUGCGGUGCAUUCAAAUUCACAAUCAAGAUGCCUGAAAUAACAACUGUUACGCAAUGCAACUGCAGCAUCUGCUUCAAAAAGGGAUAUCGGUGGGUAUUUCCUGGCGAGGGUUGUUUCGAGAUUACCAAGGGAGAGGGGGCUUUGAAAGAUUAUCAUUUCGGACAACGUACAAUGGCUCAUAGGUUUUGUCCAACAUGUGGAUCGAAUAUACAAGGAUUCCGCUACAACACUCCAGCGGGAAGAGACAUUGGUAUCAAUGUCAAUUCUCUCCAAGAUGUAGAUCAAUGGUCCUUGAAAGUGAAUAAAUAUGAUGGCCUUGAUCGUGAACCACAAUAUGUUGCGCUCACAUACACUGCUGAAUUGCCACCAGCCAAGUUCGAGAACGAAACGCUUUAUACAGGUGGUUGUCAUUGUGGUGCAGUAACGAUUGCAUUCAAGACUCAAGCUCCCUUGCCCAAGCGUCAUGAACAUAUACAAGACUGUAACUGCAGCAUCUGUUGUCGGCUCGGCAUCACUAUCUGUUACCCCAAGAGAGACCAAGUAUCUGUCUCGGGCAUAUCGAACUUGACGGAAUAUUCAUUUGGUCAAGCUUACAACAUAUUUCGGUUCUGCUCAACUUGCGGUAUUACUGUCGAUGUCGAAAAAGACAUGAAUGCAGUAUCCAAAUCUCCCAAGACUUGGGAAUCGUUGACACCAGCACAGCGGGAAAGAUGGCCAACUAUUCACUCGAUUAAUCUAAGGUGCUUUGAGGGAAUUGAGUGGGACGAUAUUAGUAUCUAUAAGGCAAACACUAGAGCGAUAGAUCCGCAAUAUGUUGUUCCGGAAUAAUCGAUGUCUGCUCAUCACGAAUAGGGAAGAGGAGGCUGGGGAACGCAUUCGGUUGGACUGAGGAAGGGAAUCGGAGGGGUUCGACUGGAUUCAAAUCAUACUGCUAUGUCUCCUCACGUUACUGUCAUAUUGAUCUCUGAAUAUCAUCAUGUAUUCACUAGACAUAUCCUGUCCUCAAUCUCGUCUUAUCAUGGCGAAUUCCCAUGGUUGUCGUACCAGAGAAUUGCAUCUUCACA
Messenger RNA from Botrytis cinerea B05.10, 1412 nucleotides. RefSeq lists its product as hypothetical. NCBI's taxonomy places the organism in Eukaryota, Fungi, Ascomycota, Leotiomycetes, Helotiales, Sclerotiniaceae. Gene Ontology annotation, molecular function: carbon-sulfur lyase activity. The transcript has 5 exons. The coding region runs from base 301 to 1176 and encodes 291 amino acids. The record is from RefSeq and is a predicted model, not a curated record.